Molecule: messenger RNA, 1883 nt
Organism: Balearica regulorum gibbericeps (East African grey crowned-crane)
Lineage: Eukaryota; Metazoa; Chordata; Aves; Gruiformes; Gruidae
Source: RefSeq, a predicted model, not a curated record
CUCAGGAAGAGCUAAAAGCUGCCUACCGCCGGCUGUGCAUGCUGUACCAUCCAGACAAGCACAGAGACCCAGAGCUCAAAACGCAAGCUGAGCGGCUGUUCAACCUUGUUCACCAAGCUUAUGAAGUGCUCAGUGAUCCACAGACCAGAGCCAUCUAUGACAUAUAUGGGAGGAGAGGACUGGAAAUGGAAGGAUGGGAGGUUGUGGAAAGGAAGAGAACUCCAGCUGAAAUCAGGGAAGAAUUUGAGCGUUUGCAGAGAGAGAGGGAAGAGAGACGACUGCAGCAGCGAACUAAUCCAAAGGGAACAAUUAGUGUUGGAAUAGAUGCCACUGACCUCUUUGAUCGUUACGAUGAAGAAUACGAAGAUGUGCCCGGGAGCAGCUUCCCCCAGAUUGAGAUAAACAAGAUGCACAUCUCCCAGUCCAUUGAGGCACCACUGACUGCCACAGACACAGCAAUACUAUCUGGUAACCUUUCCACGCAGAACGGCAAUGGAGGUGGAUCGAUUAAUCUUGCUCUGAGACGAGUGACGUCUGCCAAGGGAUGGGGAGAGUUGGAGUUUGGAGCAGGAGACCUUCAGGGACCUCUCUUCGGUCUGAAGAUAUUCCGUAAUCUUACACCAAGAUGUUUCAUCACUACAAACUGUGCCCUGCAGUUUUCAUCCCGUGGGAUCCGCCCAGGCCUCACCACAGUGCUAGCCCGCAACCUCGACAAGAACACAAUGGGGUACUUGCAGUGGCGGUGGGGCAUCCAGUCAGCCAUGAACACUAGUAUUGUCCGGGAUACAAAAACCAGCCAUUUCACCGUGGCGUUACAGCUGGGAAUCCCCCAUUCUUUCAUGAUGGUCAGCUAUCAGCAUAAGUUUCAGGAUGAGGAUCAAACACGAGUGAAAGGCUCUCUCAAGGCGGGUUUCUUUGGGACCAUAGUGGAGUAUGGAGCAGAGAGGAAGAUUUCCAGGCACAGCAUUUUAGGAGCCACCGUCAGUGUUGGUGUUCCCCAAGGAGUGUCUUUGAAAAUCAAGUUGAACAGGGCUAGCCAGACCUACUUCUUCCCUGUCCACCUAACAGAUCAGCUGCUUCCCAGUGCUGUGUUCUAUGCCACCGUGGGACCUCUGGUUAUCUACUUCGCCAUGCAUAGACUAAUCAUCAAACCCUACCUCAGGGCACAAAAGGAGAGAGAGCUGGAGAAGCAACGGGAGAGUACAGCCAGCGACAUCCUUCAGAAGAAGCAGGAGGCUGAAGCUGCGGUCCGGUUAAUGCAAGAGUCUGUCCGGAGGAUAAUUGAAGCGGAGGAAGCCAGAAUGGGUUUGAUUGUAGUGAAUGCCUGGUAUGGGAAGUUUGUUAACGACAACAGCAGGAAGAAUGAGAAGGUGAAAGUAAUAGAUGUGACUGUGCCACUGCAGUGCUUGGUGAAAGACUCGAAACUCAUCCUUACAGAGGCAUCCAAGGCUGGUCUGCCGGGUUUCUAUGACCCCUGCGUGGGCGAGGAGAAGAGUUUGAAAGUGCUUUAUCAGUUCCGAGGAGUUCUGCACCAAGUGAUGUCAGCUGACAAUGAGGCCCUUAGGAUACCAAAGCAAUCUCACAGAAUCGAUGCAGAUGGCUAGCCUGGCGAGAGCAUGUGCGUCCAUUACGGUACCUGGGUCAAUGGAAACUAUGGAACCUUCCCCCGGACGCCGCUGCUGCAAGUUUGAACAGAGACAUUUUUAUUUUUGCGAUCCAUAUAGCAGGUGGUGUCCUACCAGUUAUGUUAGGAGACAAAAUGAGAGAACCUGCUUCUACAGGUGGCCCCAAGGCAAUAUUUCUCUGAAUUGUGGCUCAGUAACCAAUAAAGCAACGUGACUCUGAAUGCGCAGUGCUUUCUGCCGAGGCGGUGCGAGCGGGCA